UUUCAACAAUAUGGUCCAAAACGAAGACUUGGCGAACCGUCUGACAACCACCUUCGGUCUGAGUGAACAAAAAGCCAAAGAAACGCUAAAAAAUGUUACCCUCACCCAAACCCUAUCAACGAUUCUGCACGAGGUGCGCGAAGUGGUGCUCCCUGAAGGUGGAGGCACCCUUCUCUACCACUUGGCCACGAAAAUCAAGCCCCAAAUCAACCACCACUUGCCGCUAAUAAUCAAAUACAUUGUUACAAAAAAAUUGGAUAAUACAGUCCGGGUUGAAAAGGCCAUAGAAUACGCUUUAAGCCACAUCAAAGACAUUGACUUGAAGGAGUUUGAGACGUAUUGUGGGGUCGGUAUCGUCGUCACCCCUGAGGAAAUCGAAAAUGUGGUUGAAGGACUGCUUAAAGAAUAUAAAAAUGAGUUGCUUGAGAAGAGGUACAGGUUCAAUGCGGGCCCCCUUAUGCAAAAAGUCAGGGCGAAGCUGCCCUGGGCUGAUGGCAAGGCUGUCAAGAGCGAAAUCGACGUCCAAAUUUUUGAUUUGUUGGGCCCCAAAACCGAGGAGGACUUGGCCCCGCCCCCUAAAACCGACAAGAAAAAGCCACCUACUAGACCAAAAGUGGAAGAAAAAGUCCCCCAAGACACUGCUUUAACAAUCCUCGAUGUAAUGAAAAAAAUUAAUUUUCACAAACCGGGCGAAAACUACAAAACCGACGGUUAUGUCGUCACUGAAAACACGGAGAAAUUGCUGAAGGAGCACCUGAAGGCCACAGGGGGGCGCGUCCAGACGCGGUUCCCCCCUGAACCCAAUGGGAUUCUCCACAUUGGGCACGCCAAGGCUAUUAACAUUAAUUUUGGGUACGCAGCUGCCCAUGAUGGGGUUUGUUAUUUGCGCUACGACGAUACUAAUCCUGAGAAAGAGGAAGAGAAGUUUUUCACCGGAAUUAAAGAUAUGGUCACUUGGUUGGGGUACAAGCCGUAUAAAAUCACACAUUCGUCUGAUUAUUUUGACCAGUUGUAUGAGUGGGCUGUUGAAUUGAUUAAAAAAGGGAUGGCUUAUGUGUGCCACCAAACAGCUGAUGAAAUGAAAGGGUUUAACCCUCAACCGUCUCCGUGGAGGGACCGUCCGGUUGAAGAAAGUCUCCAGUUGUUCCAGGACAUGAAGAAUGGGAAAAUUGAUGAAGGGGCUGCAACCUUACGCAUGAAAAUAACCCUAGAAGAGGGGAAACUGGACCCAGUGGCGUACAGGAUACGUUUCACCCCCCACCACAGGACGGGGAAUAAAUGGUGUAUUUACCCCACGUACGACUACACGCACUGUUUGUGCGACAGUAUUGAAAAUAUAACGCAUUCUCUUUGUACGAAGGAAUUUCAGUCAAGGAGGUCAAGCUACUACUGGCUGUGCAACGCUUUAAAUAUUUAUUGUCCGGUCCAGUGGGAAUACGGACGCUUAAACGUCAACUACACUGUAGUUUCGAAACGAAAAAUCGCCAAACUGAUCGAAGAAGGCAUCGUGAACGACUGGGAUGACCCACGUUUGUUCACACUGACGGCGCUCAGACGUCGGGGAUUUCCCCCAGAGGCUAUUAAUAAUUUCUGUGCCCAAUUGGGCGUCACGGGGGCUCAGAGUACCGUCGAUCCGGCCAUGUUGGAGGCUUACGUCCGUGAUUAUCUCAACAACACAGCCCCGAGACGCAUGGUUGUAUUAGACCCGCUUGAAAUAGUGAUUGAAAAUUUCCCCUCGGGGAAACCCCCCAAAGUCAACGUCCCCAAUUUUCCGAAUAAGCCCGAGUUGGGGGAACACAGUGUGGCGUUCGGGCCGAGAAUUUACAUCGAACGGAGUGAUUUUCUCGAAGAGGGAAAUAAGAGUUACCGAAGGUUAACCAAAAGCCAGAGUGUUGGUUUACGACAUGCUGGUUACGUGUUAGACGUGAAAGAAGUGAGGAAAAAUGGUUCAGGGCAAGUGGUUGCGGUGGUUUGUAAAUGCACUGAGGUCGAGAAGGCUGAAACUAAACCGAAGGCGUUCAUUCAUUGGGUUUGUGAACCGAUUGAAGUUGAAGUUAGACUUUAUUCAACACUAUUUAAACAUAAAAAUCCUGAGGAUCCCAGUGAAGUCCCGGGUGGUUUCGUUACCGAUUGUAAUGACAAUACGUUAACGAUUUUGCGCAGUUUUGCCGAUAAGAGUUUGGAAACUGCGAAAAUUUAUGAUAAGUUUCAGUUUGAAAGAAACGGAUUUUUCUCUGUUGAUCCUGAUACUAGGUCAGGAAAGCUGAUUUUUAACCAAACUGUUGGCCUUAAAGAAGAUGCCGGGAAGUGAGUGCCCUUUACCUUAAUUAAUUCAUAACUUAUAUGCGAUUUUUACUAACAAUUAAAUUUUUGAACGAAAAAACAA
Messenger RNA from Tribolium castaneum (red flour beetle), 2386 nucleotides. It is a transcript of the gene GlnRS, whose product is annotated as Glutaminyl-tRNA synthetase. Gene Ontology annotation, biological process: translation; glutaminyl-tRNA aminoacylation. Lineage: Eukaryota; Metazoa; Arthropoda; Insecta; Coleoptera; Tenebrionidae. The transcript is spliced from 8 exons. The coding region runs from base 11 to 2311 and encodes 766 amino acids. The record is from RefSeq and is a predicted model, not a curated record. Gene Ontology annotation, molecular function: glutamine-tRNA ligase activity; ATP binding. Gene Ontology annotation, cellular component: aminoacyl-tRNA synthetase multienzyme complex; cytoplasm; cytosol.